Molecule: messenger RNA, 762 nt
Organism: Anisakis simplex (herring worm)
Lineage: Eukaryota; Metazoa; Nematoda; Chromadorea; Rhabditida; Anisakidae
Source: the annotation of a GenBank genome assembly
AAAUCAUUUCAGAAACUUUCAGCAAGUCUGGCUCGUCAGUUGAAACGAUACCAUUGCGAAUGGAAAAGUUUGCUGCGUGGUAGCAUUCAAUUCGAAGUUUGCGUUCAUAUUUCAGAUGGUCAUAUUUUUAUCGGUGUUCCACUUACAAGAGUUCCAUUAUCGUCAAGACCGUACUUGCUGAGGAAUGCACUCCGAUCUACAGUUUGUGAUGCGAUGCUAUCAUUGGCGAACAUCCAACCGGGCAUGUUUGUUGUCGAUUUCACGUGUGGUUCGUCGUCAAUUCUCGUGCAAGCAGCACACGAUCUUGCUGGAAAGUGUUUCUUGUUGGGAUGUGAUAUUCGUGAAGAAUCAUUACGUAUGUCAGCAGAAAACAGAGGUCAUUUGCGGUCAUAUGAUGCAAAGAAUUAUACUAUCGAACUGUUAGCGGCAGACGUAAAGUGUGAUUAUCUUCGUCUUGAAUGCAUCGAUCGCAUUGUAUGUGAUUUACCGUUUGGACAAAACUAUGGUAAUGAGGAAGAUUCGUUGGAGAUUUUGAAAAGUGUCAUCAAUAUAUUGUCAAGGUGUUCAGCGGCAUGUGAAGCUGUUCUGUUGGUUGCGGCCAGUCAGCAACCUAUUGUAGGAUCAAUUUUGCCGAGCAAUGUACUUCUUGAAAGUGUUUAUCCGAUAUCGUUGGGUAAUACUCAAGGCACCCUAAUCAAACUGACACAUAGAUGCGAACAAAAUAUUGCAACAAACAACUCGAGCAGUAUGGUUAACGUAUGA